Molecule: messenger RNA, 438 nt
Organism: Racocetra fulgida
Lineage: Eukaryota; Fungi; Glomeromycota; Glomeromycetes; Diversisporales; Gigasporaceae
Source: the annotation of a GenBank genome assembly
AUGAAUGACGAAACUCCUAGCGUUUCUUCAACACCUUCAACACCUAAAAAGCAAAGAAAAAAACCAUUGAAUUCUAAUACUAUGUCCAAUUUCAUUGUCAAAGAUGUUUCUGUUAAAGACAAACCUAAAUUUGAGAGAUUACAUGCUUUAUCAAAUCAUAUCCUUGAUGCCGAAAGAAAUAACUUCAUAAAAUCACAUGAACAAAAGUUAAGAGAAGAUGUCAAAAAUAUUUUGAAACAAAAUAUUUUUGGUUCAUUAUUUAUUUUAACAACUGGAGAAGUUCAAGUUUGGGAAGCAAUUGACGUUAGUUCAGAGCGAGAGCGGAUGAUCGAUGUUAUCCCUAAAAUUAAGAAAAUGAUCAAUGAUGCUUCGAAUAUAGGGACAAAACUACUGGCAAUAGUUUCUGAUAGUGCACCAGCAUAUUCUGCUGCUAGGUAA